This is a messenger RNA of Lactuca virosa, 1232 nucleotides long. The record is from the annotation of a GenBank genome assembly. NCBI's taxonomy places the organism in Eukaryota, Viridiplantae, Streptophyta, Magnoliopsida, Asterales, Asteraceae.
AUGAAUACACCUGCUUCAACUCAAGUCGGUCAUGGCAAACAUCUUCAGGAGAAAACCAUCGAAUAUGCCCUUCCUAUUGAAGAUGACAUGGAAGGCAAUGCACCACAAAAUCCGAAUUUGUCUGUGAAAACAUUUGCACCAGCCACAACUUGGGUCAGUCAUGUAGAAAACUAUCAGCAGAGUACAGUAAAAUUUACCCUUCCUGCUGAAGAUGACACAAAAGGCAAUGCAACACAAAGUCAAGAUCCAUCUCUGAAAUUGUUAUCUGCAACACCUGCAACAACACAAAAUCAAGAUUUGUCUCUGAGAACAUUGUUUGCAACACAAUCCACAACUCGAGUCAGCCAUGUAAAGGAACAUGAGCAGAGUACAGUCAGAUUUGAUCUUCCCAAUGAAGAUGACAUGGAACACAAUGCACCAGAAAAUCCAGACUCAUCUCAUAAAGUGUUUCCUAAAACACCAGCCACAACUCAUAGAUUUGUCCUUCCUGAUGAAGGCAACAAAAAGCAAGGCACUGCAACACAAAAUCAAGGUCAUGGUGAAGAUAAAAAAAGUGAGACUUUUAGAGAUAUGAACUUUCAAGAUUUUGUUCAUAAGUACUUUGAUGAUGAAGUAGAUUAUUAUCCUGGUGACAAUUCGAGUAAGGACAAAAUGGAUGAAAUUAAACAACAUGACUUGCCAAGUGAAGUAGCAGGAACAAGUCACCAUGAUGCUUCUGGCUUAAAAGAUAGCCCUAUCUUUCUUUCGAUUGUUUUGGUAGACAAUAUGCAAGGUACUACAACAGAUCUCCAGCACCGAGGAGGUGAAAUUCAUUACAGAUGCCUAAUAGCUCACUCGGUGAUAGAUCCAACCGAUCUGACUCCAUUUUUUGAGUCAUCCCCAGGCACUCCAGUAAUAUAUCCUACAGUGUAGUAGGUUUGGUAUGCCACAACUAUUAAGGAUUGUGAUUGUUUAGACAGCCACAUGGAAUGCACUUAAGUGCAAAAGAUAAAGAAGAGAUGCUGUUAAUGAUCUAUAACUCGCCUGCUCCUGACAUAUAAAUCGAUUUAUAACUGGUCAAAUAAGUCAGCGCGGGCUGAAGACCCUCUUUAAGGACAAAAAGCAAAUCAAUUAAAGAAUUUAUUAAACAGUGAAAUGUUGGUAAUUUCUUGGACAAAUCAACAAGGAAAGUGUUGCAUUUUAGGAGAAAGAAGGAGAUUUUUUGGUUUAAGGGUAAAUGUGUCAAAAUGGAU